Molecule: messenger RNA, 3963 nt
Organism: Brassicogethes aeneus
Lineage: Eukaryota; Metazoa; Arthropoda; Insecta; Coleoptera; Nitidulidae
Source: the annotation of a GenBank genome assembly
AUCGCUUGCUUCGUGCAACAGUUGACAGUUUGAUUUUGUAUUUCUGUUCGUUCAGUUCGUCCAAAAAACGUGUUUUUAAGGACACAAAAGUCCGUGUUGAUUUUAUUUCGCGUUAAAGUCGUGUGUUUUUAACUGAAAAGUGCGCGUUUUUGAUGUUUUGUGAGGGUGUUUCAGUGUGCAUUUUGCGUGGGAUUAAAUUUUAAAGGUUUUAAAAAUGGCGUUUUUUCUGUGGAAAAAUAGGCAUUAAAAAGAUGUCCUCGGCAGCAGUGGGCGGCCAUCACUCAUCGGGGGCAGGCCCCCUAAGCCUGAUGUCUUGCGUGGGGCGGGAAUCCUCCCCCCAGCCAGAAAAUGAGAGGGAACCAGAAAAAAUCACAACGACUAAGAAAAAGUUUUGGAACCCGAAAAGGUGGUUUAAAAGAAAGCAAUCACACGAUGACGUCACCGUGGAACCCGAUGUUCCCAAGGACACCAUUCGUAGCAGGUCUACGAGCGAGUUGUCCGAUGUCGAGGAUGACGUCAGAAGAAGGAGUACGUCUUCUAUGCACCCGACGCUCAGCCUUAGCCACGACAGCGUGUUCCAGUCGCCUCAUUCCGGUUCCAGCGAAAUGGAAUUGGACAAUGCGCAAAGUAGCAGUUCCCUUUCAAUUUCGCAGCCGUAUGACCAAAAACUUAAGACUGAACUAUGCGAGAGGUUGAGACUGAGACGUGGCCGAGGCGACACGAGCGAAGACGACGAGGGACUGCCGCGCAGCCCGUGCAACUCGCCCACGGCGCACGAUGGCCACUCCACCAACAAGACUGCCACUAAAGAUCUCCCUACCAAGUCACACAGCACAUGCAGUGAUGGGUCGCUUCUCAGUAUGGACAGUUCCGAAAUUGAGGAAGAUUCCUUCGGGUUGACUUCGAGACAAUCCUCUAAAAUAUCUCUGAACGAGAAAAAAAUCAGCGAGAUAGAUUUAGAAGGUAGCAAAGGUUCGAUACCUUUGAACCACAGUGCGGCCCAUCACAGGGUGUCAGUUCGACCCAGGAAAACCCAUGGAGCACCGAGAAGACAGAAAAAUGCUUCGGCUCUACCAGCCACUCCAGAGGUAAAUGAGGAUUCCUCAACAAGAAUUCCCACUCCAGAUAUAGAUUACAUAGACAGUAAAGUAACUGACUUAAGCUACAAAAUAUCACUAACAGAAACGCAACUGAAAUGUUCUUCUUUACCUCCUGGUCUAGUAGGUCCAAACGAUCCUAAAUUAAGUCGGAGCAAGUCGAACGCCGGCAUACAAAAAGAGGAACAUUUCGAACACAAAGAGGAGAAAUCAGACAAAAGUUUCUUUGCCAAAAUAAUACGUAGUAGUGGUAAAAGGCGUAGAAGCAAAGAGAAACAUCAAGAACACUUGCAAUACAUUCAAACAAGUCAGCAACAAAGUAUAACUACUACUAGUUCUAGUACUACUAGUAGUAGUGUGACUAGAAUUGAGUCUAAACCAAUAGCUGCUCCAAGAAAUGCCACAGCUUCGAACAGACAAAGAGUUCUACCUAGAAACCUACCGGCUUCACCCAUAGAAGACAGAAAAGCAACUCCGGACAUCAAAAAUCUUUCCCCCAUACAAAUGGAGCUCGAAAACCGUAUCAAACAAAGACAAUCGUUACAGCCUAGUCCAAAAUCACCUCCACUAUCUCCCAAACCUCCAAGAAGCCCUCCUGUGAUAGUAAAAACCGAGGUAACACGUAGAAUGGCCAGCAGACAUUCUGAAAUUAAUACCUUCGAGGAAAUAAAACCCAAGAUCGAGUUAGGGAAUGUAUCAGCUUUCCACAACAAGAUUAUAUCGUUUGCUGCUAGUGAAGACACUGAAAAUACUUAUAAAUCAUUAUCUUAUUUCCCAGAAAAAGAGAAAAUCGUGAAGCCUGUGGCUAAAAGUCAAAGUUUUAAGGCUCCCAAAGAUGAUAUUAGUAAAGUAACCAUGGCUAAAGCUGCCUCAACCGACUCUGUGCAAGUGGAUGAUUCCAACUUCAAAAUAGAUAUUAAACCAUCAGAAAAUCACCAAGAGAUAGUGAAGGAAGUUACAAAUAAAAUUGUCAAUGAUAUUGAUGAUGAUUUUCCAAGCAAAAUCAUAAAAGAUCAUGGUAUAACAAUCUCAGGUCCAUCACAUACAGCAGUGGUUAAUAUAACAUCAUCAAACACAAUGGAUAGUUUCACUACAUCAUCAUCAGAGGUUACAGAAAAAGAGUCAUCCAAAACUAUCAAUAUUAAAGAGAGUCAAGUUUCUGUAACCAAAAUACAGUUAAAACACGAAUCAACAACCACCACAGUAGCGAAACCAGAAUUCCUAAGCAAACAACUCAAUAAAGUCGAAAUUAAACCGACCACCAACGUGAUUUUCUCCAUGAAAUCACCAAAAAUAAUCGAAGAACAAUCAAGACCCAAAACAUUGAACUUUGAUAGCGAUGUUAACAUGGAGAUCAUCGAGAAAAGCAGUCCAGAGGAGGACGGCAAACCUCCCCUGAGCUUCAAGUUCAAGAAAAACAGUCCAAAGAAGGUUUUAACCCCUGAAACACCCAAGAAGAGUCUCUCUGUAAGUCUCGACGAAGAUAACCGCUCUUCCUCACAAGAUAGUCUCGAUUUGUUGAGCGACAGCUCGGAAGGCGUCGUUUUAAGACGCAAAUCACUGGCUAAGAAAAAAGAUGACGAGCCCGAGUUAAUGAAGGUGUUUGCUAGACGGUCGAUGAAGAUCAGAGAUUCGGAUGCUGAGUCGUUAUCUCAAGAGUUGGAAGAGAAGGAGGUUAUAGAGGAGAAGAAGGUUGAAGAGAAGAAUAGCAUAAAUAAAGUUGAGGAAGCUAGGAGAUCCUUGGAGGAAGAUAGAAGAAAAUCGGAGGAGAAGGUGAAGAAUUUCGGUUUGGAACGGAGGAAAUCGGAGGAAAAACGCAAAUCGGACUCCAAAGAGAAUAUUCCAAAGGAAGAACCCAAGAUAGUGGAAGCAACGGAAAAAACAUUCAAGGAGGUUAUUAUAGAAUCUACUGCGGAUGUAACACUGAGAAACUCGCCGAGCAUUAAAAACACAAUCAACAACUUCCCACGGUCGGUCAGUUUGUCCUAUAACAACACCGAAAAUAGCUUUAAGAAACCUUCGUUCGCUGAAAGACGUGUAACAUCAAAUUUCUGGUCUAAAAACGAAGAAUCCGAAGAGAUUAUAACGAAAAUAUCCCGCAAAGAGGAAAAACUGAAUGGCGAGAAACCAACCGUAGAGCCUAAGAAUUUCAACCAACGUAAAGCUGAAUGGGAAAAGAGGGCUCAGUUAGCCCAGAAGAAUACGGUACCGUAGUCAAAAUGUGAUUAGUCGUAAAUUGUGAUGUUUGGAACAAACAAGUUUUAGACUAUGUAAAAAGUCUGUGUUAUCAUUUUAUUAUCAAAGCAUUUUAAGGAAACUGUUGGUGCCAUCCAUUGGACCGGCGUUAUAUUAUAGAAUAGGAUUUGUAAGAUAUUUUAGAUUUUUUUAAUUUUCCGAUACCCCAGCGUGAUUAGAAAAGUGACCAAUUGAAAUCGAGAGCCUUUUAGAUUCGGUGCUAAGUUGAUUAUACUGAUAAAGUUUAUGGAUACAAAUUAAAUUUGUAGCUGAUAUGAUGUAUAUAGAUGUGGUAUAUUCAGCUUGAAAAAUAUAAAUAAGAAAAUGCAAUAUCGAUGUUUUAUGAUUAAGUUUUUAUUUAUUUUUAUGUAAUUUUAAUAUAAAUGUUGUAAAAAUUAAUACUCUUUUGACCUGACCAUUGAAAAAUAUCCCCCUUACCACAAGUGACUUAUUACAUACAAAUCCAGGUAUUUAUUUUUCAAAUACAUAAAAAUAGAUGACAAAUCAUGUAUUUUUCAAUGGUUGCCAACUGAUACAAUUGGUUGAUGAGUAAAUAUAUUAUAUACCCUUGUAUGUAUAGAUGAUUAUUAAUAUGUUCAUAUAUAAUAUUGAAUAAAGUGUUUAUAAAAUU